GUAAUUGUGUUGAUUCACCAUUAUCUAUUAUCAAUUGAUAAGCUACUUCCAUAUCAACAAUAUCAAUAUGUUCAAUGUCAGUGCUACUUUGAACGUGUCCAGACUAUUAUAUAAUCCAAGUCUAUGUUUACCACAUAUAACAGUGAAGUCAUUUGAUCAAAUAUCAUUACCGUUCAAGAUCGCCAGUCAUCCGGAUGUAGUAAUCAAGGGUGUAGUAUUGGAUAAGGAUAAUUGUAUCGCAAAGGAUCAUGAUGAUAAAGUAUGGCCUGCUUAUAAUGAAACUUGGGAUCUAUUAAAACAAUCAUAUCCUAAAGAGCAUUUAUUGAUAGUCAGUAACUCAGCUGGUACUAAUGAUGAUAAAGAUCAUGUUCAAGCUCAAAAGUUAGAGAACGAUACUGGGGUCACUGUGUUAAGACAUCCUACUAAGAAACCAGGUUGUUUUAAUGAAAUCGCUGAUUAUUUUAAACAAUUUGAUAUUCAAAGUCAUGAAAUCCUCAUAGUGGGGGAUAGAUUGUUUACAGAUAUGUUGAUGGCCAAUAUGAUGGGUUCUUGGGGGUUAUGGUUAAGUGAAGGAGUUGAAUUAUCAUCAAAGGCUUUGCCAGUAAUGGAAAGACUGUUGUACCAUAGAUUGGUUACUACCAGGUCUGAUGAUCCAUUUGUACCCCCAAAUCCUCUUCAGAAAGAGUGAAUAGACUAUCUAUAUAAUAUACAAUCAAUAUACGAAAUAGAGAUGACAUAAUAAUUCGACGUUAAAAUAAGUAUAAACUAAAGUAAAUAAUUUUAGUUUUGUUAGUAGU
Messenger RNA from Scheffersomyces coipomensis, 797 nucleotides. Its product is annotated as phosphatidylglycerophosphatase. Gene Ontology annotation, cellular component: mitochondrion. Lineage: Eukaryota; Fungi; Ascomycota; Pichiomycetes; Serinales; Debaryomycetaceae. The transcript has 2 exons. Bases 68 to 688 code for a protein of 206 amino acids. Gene Ontology annotation, molecular function: phosphatidylglycerophosphatase activity. Gene Ontology annotation, biological process: cardiolipin biosynthetic process. The record is from RefSeq and is a predicted model, not a curated record.